AUGCCUCCCCGCAGCGCGAGGCCAUUAAGGAAAACAGGUAGCAAGAUCAUCCGACCGAGGCCGGUUCCACCGCGGGAUGUAUACGUAAAGGCAUGUGUGGAAUCCCGUAUAAGCCCGAACAGUGGUAUGCUUGAUAUCCUCUCCCAGUACACUGCGUGCACGGUAAUUGAGAGUAUUGAUGUUAGCUCCAACUACCUGGGUGACAAGGGGGCUCUUCCUCUGUUCGCUGUUGUGGAGCGGUGCCAAAAUCUGAAGGAGCUCAACCUUGCCGAAAAUGGCCUUCGUAACAAUGCCAUUCGGGCUUUAUGCAUUACACUGGUGAAACACCCGACGCUCGAGCGUCUCAAUGUUUCUGACAAUUACAUCAGCGAAGGUGCUGCGGUUAGUCUUUAUGCUCUUUUAGAGGAUAACCCUAGAGUGUGUUCCUUGGUUAUUGAUAACACAAAGAUUGAUGUAAAGUGGCGAGUAAAGCUUCGUGACCUUGCUCAAGCGAACGCCGAAGCGUUGGAGAAACUGAGGGCAGCGAGCCUGCAAGAAAGUUAG
Molecule: messenger RNA, 543 nt
Organism: Trypanosoma brucei brucei TREU927
Lineage: Eukaryota; Euglenozoa; Kinetoplastea; Trypanosomatida; Trypanosomatidae
Exons: 1
Coding region: 1-543 (180 amino acids)
Biological process (GO): activation of GTPase activity; nucleocytoplasmic transport
Cellular component (GO): cytosol; nucleus; perinuclear region of cytoplasm
Molecular function (GO): small GTPase binding; GTPase activator activity
Source: RefSeq, a predicted model, not a curated record